AUGCUUGUUUGUUUGGGCGUUUAGCAUGCUUAGCACCGCAAAACAUUUUGCUUCAAUACGUAAUAUCCCCAGAGGUCCUUGAAUGUGGUAGAUAAGACACGAGACUUAUCUAUGUCAAAGACCAGAAGCAUAAAGUUUCAUACAUUACUAUUUUUUACGAUUUUUACGACGUUGAAAAGGGAAAUAGAUGAAUGUAAGAGACGAAAGGAUCGAUUCUGAGUCAGAGAAAUUUUCGAUAUCAGAAAGGAUUUUAGUGUUUCAACACUCACGCAGAAAUUGCAGCUAAGCGACCCUAAACAUUGUCUUGUUAUUGCCCCCAUUUUCUUCAACGUGAUUCGUUGUUCCUUAGUCGAUUGUUGAUGGGGUAUUUGGAUCGCCAAGGAUCGUUUACGAUCGCUGGGGAUCACUAGAAACUCGACACGCGGUUUUUAUAUGAUCGUUUGUGGUCGUUGAAAAACUGCAGAUAUCCUCAGCGAUCAUAUGGAAACCAAGCUACAGAGUCCUUUGAUCACGUAUUACGUCAUAAGCAAAUUUCAUGUGAUUCGAAAUUAAUCUGGUUGAAUCUCGUACGACUCACAAUGGGUAUUAAGAAAACUUUUAACAAAACUGAAACCAAUGUUGGAGAUAUCGACUCAACUGCAAAUUCAAAGGCUGUUCUAUGAUAGGUUGUAUAAAGAACAACAAAUUUAGCGUAAUUGUCAACCAUAAAAAAUUUAAAACUCAGUAUAGGGAAGAUAAAUGGCAAUAGACGAACUAAAUUAUGUAGGCGUGAAGUAGACGAUCGCUUGCUGCAAAGCGGAACAAGAAAGUUUCUUAGAAAAAACCCCUAGAGGUGGCAAUCUUGAUUAAGGUGGAGCUGCAUCUUUGAUGACGGCAAAUGCGGUUGCAUAUUAUAUGAUGUAGAGACUAAAGAUUUGCGAGACGGUGUUUUUUGAGGAACUAUACUCAUAAACCUAUUGAGGGCAUGAGCUUCUAUUUUCAAUCUUGUAAACAAGUUUGAUUUCACUGUUAACAGCAGUCAAAAGGACUCAUUGUAUAAAGAGAGAGUCAAGUAAUCAAUAUGCUGAAAGCAGAAAUGAAAAACAUUCAGUCACUGGGGAAACAAACUGAUCAACUUAAAAAUUUUUGCAUUGAUUACAAUGGAGAGACUAAUCACUUUGAGAAAGAAUGUGAAAAAUUUAUGAGACGCUUUGUGGCUGAUGUGUUUUCAGAAAGCGUUACAAUAACUCAAGAAGCAAAAUCAAAAUUUGGCUUGCUAUGUCAGCACAAUGAAGGCAGAUGUUGGUUUGCAAGGCUCAUGGAUGCCCAGCGUGUGGAGAUUAAGGAAGUAGAAGAAGUGAUAUUAUUCCGCUUAGUGCAGUACUAUGCAAUUGUCUUAUUUGAAUGUUACAUUGCAGAUGAUUUUGCACCAGCAGCAAGUUUGCUGAAUAUGUCUUUCACAUAUUAUCAUGUGUCUUCAUUUUCAGAACUUCCUCAUGAUUCACCCAAGAAAUCUGAUACUCCGUCGAAGUUAUAUGUCUUUGAAUACUUAAAGGAUCAAGCUAUUUGGAAAACCAUGCGAUUCUGGACAUCAGCAUUUUUAUUCGCAGUCGAUAGUGAGAGGCAAAAGAGACCUAAAUUUGGGUCUUGGCGGUCUUUGAAUGAAGAACAGCAACGAGAACUGAAUCAAAACGAAGAAUAUUCGGCCUUUGCUCAUCUCGGGACAUUCCUUUAUAUCAUGAAGUCGUUGAAUGUAGCCAAAGAGAUGAAAGAGGUUUUUAUAUCAAAGAUAAGCACCAUCGAGAACUUAAGUCAAGAGCAACUGCACGAGCUGAUUGAGCGCGUUGAAAAAGCCGAAUAACGAAGAAAAUGCCUUCAAUGCCAAAUCAGAUAAGAUUGUCCAUUUUAUAGUCUAAAUCGUAUUUUUGUAAUUAUUGAUGCCAUAUGCAAGACUGAAGGUUGGCCCUCGCUAUAUGGUUCCAUAAUGGUGAUAGAUAUUCAGGUAAUCAAUUUGUAAAAUGAACUUUUCUUUUCGCAAAAUGUAUUAAAUUCAGCGAAACAUUCGUGCAUUGUAAGUAUAAUAUUAGCUCCUCAACGUAUUGAAUUGCAAUGAAACUCAAUAGCUCUUGCUAUUUUGAAUAGUAUUUCAAAUGUUAGAAAAUAUUUAUGAAUUUUUUAAGGGUUCAUUAUUGCCUUGUGAUGGCAGUAUUGCAGGUAAGUGUGUGAGACUGUAUAAGGCAAUGCAAAAGGGUUUAUUAUGUAAUGCUUUUGAAGAGGGAUUUUGUGUAGUGUAAUGAUGAAAUCUACUGGUACAUAUCGUUAAAAAAUUAUUUGUAUAUCUUUAUUAAUAUUGUUGUAUUUCCUUCAUAUACUUGAUAUGUUGAAAAAUACGUAAAUAUUUUAAUUUAAUCACGUUUUGAUGUAAGGUAAAAUGUAAAUUUAGAGCUAAUGAAAUUUAGCAAUAACUUCAUUUUUUCUGAUGUAGCAUCCCGAAUCCGUAACGAAUAUUCCUGUACUAGUUUCCAUAAAAAUGAAUGCAUCCUUAAGAGUCAGGGAUUAAUAUUUUUUCCAAUAUUUCCUGACAUUUUAUUAAGCAGCCGAAAUUUUCGACCUAGAGCUAGUUUUACCACCAUCUGAAAGUUCAAACGAGCCAAUAUUUUUUGCAAAAUAAAUGUUUGAUGAAUGCUGGGUGACGUGCUGAGUCGAUCAAAAAGGGCAUAAGCCGAGGAAUUGAGACAAAAUUGCGAAGAUCGCUCGCUAGCAAAGUAUCUCGGCCUGUCGUGUAUUCUCUUUUGUUCUGUCGCAUAUACUGAUUAUGUGUUCCCGCAAAAUCAUAGGAUAUGUUUUGUUGUUGUUCUUAAAACUUGCACUGUACUGCUAGAGCCAUUAGUUAAAGCCUUAUUCUGGCGUACUUACAACUUCUAGUCUCAGAACGUCUUUCGAUAGCCUCUGAAUCAGCAAGCUCUGUAUUGCUAUUAAAAAACAGCUGCCAAUAUUAGAGACAGUGUUUUGUCAGUAAUUUCUUCAUAGGUUCGACUGAUGCGUCAUUUUUGUGUGGAGUAAUCCUAAUUAUUUUACACAUGAUAGGAUACAGAUCGAUUGUCUCCAUCUUUUCAAUAGCUUUCCUUUUUCUAAAGCAAGGACCAAACGCGAAAAAACCCGGAUUCAUAUCCCUAUGAAAAACAUCAUAGCCAUGUUCUCCUUUGUAAAACUCAUUUCCUUCAAAAUAAACUCCCGUCUCAAAGCCUGUGUCUAUAAUCCAACCAGGAUCAGCAAGAAGGAGCAAAGGGGCAGUGAGCUCGCUGUUUUUGAUAUGCAUGUAAGUAGGCAAUUCCCAUUUACGGUAUACCGUCAUGUUCGGGUGGGCGUGCACAAGCUGAUUGUAAACAGUCUGCAACUGACCAGGCUUCGGAUAAAUUGAUACAAAUGUUUUUCCUAAUGCCGUUUUAAUAUACUGCUUAAUAUCAAAAUAAUCUUUUAAUCG
Molecule: messenger RNA, 3463 nt
Organism: Rhopilema esculentum
Lineage: Eukaryota; Metazoa; Cnidaria; Scyphozoa; Rhizostomeae; Rhizostomatidae
Source: RefSeq, a predicted model, not a curated record